This is a messenger RNA of Schizosaccharomyces japonicus yFS275, 772 nucleotides long. Its product is annotated as exosome subunit Csl4. The transcript has 2 exons. NCBI's taxonomy places the organism in Eukaryota, Fungi, Ascomycota, Schizosaccharomycetes, Schizosaccharomycetales, Schizosaccharomycetaceae. The coding region runs from base 91 to 636 and encodes 181 amino acids. Gene Ontology annotation, cellular component: chromatin; nucleolus; exosome (RNase complex). Gene Ontology annotation, biological process: RNA processing. The record is from RefSeq and is a predicted model, not a curated record. Gene Ontology annotation, molecular function: nucleic acid binding; RNA binding.
ACCGGACGUUGCAGCAAGCCACCUACUCGAAUAACGCAUACUGGUGACUUUUGCAGUUUUGAGUUAACCGUCCAGCGUGAACCGGAGAAUAUGAGCGCUGUCGUUGUUGUACCGGGUCAAGUUCUUGCGAGAGGAGUGAAGGGAGGCGAGGGAACGGCUGUUCGCGGUGACUAUUUACUUUCGACGAGACUCGGCGUUUAUGACCCUGAAAAACACAUUGUCUCUCAUACAAACGAGCAGGUGGAGCAACCUGUUUUACCAAAGGUUGGUUCCAUCGUUCUGGGUCAAGUUACUCGGAUCAGUGUUCGUCAAGCCUCUAUAAAAAUGACCGUUGUCGACAACGUGUGUGCAAAAGAAGAAUUCCAGGGUGUGAUUCAUGUCCAAGACAUUCGGGCAACAGAAAAAGACAAAGUCAAAGUUCGUCAAUCUUUUCGUCCUGGCGACAUUGUUCGGGCUCUUGUGAUUUCGCUGGGAGACGGCUCCUCUUACUUUCUCUCCACAGCUCGUAAUGACUUGGGCGUGAUUUUUGCACAGUCAAGUGAGACUGGGGAACAAAUGUUUCCAAUCGGCUACCAACACAUGCAAACCGCUUCUGGUGUCGUGGAGCAACGCAAGUGUGCAAAACCGAUUCUUUAAAACCAAAAUGGAAAAUCGUCAUCCUUCUAGACGAGCAUUCAUGUCUAAUUGAUAUAAGACGUGAAUACGAAAAUAAAAAUCCCGGUGUUAAUAAUUAUGGAGAAUAAAUGUGUGAUUCAUAAACAGAACAUCCAUC